Molecule: messenger RNA, 1124 nt
Organism: Eurytemora carolleeae
Lineage: Eukaryota; Metazoa; Arthropoda; Copepoda; Calanoida; Temoridae
Product: xyloside xylosyltransferase 1
Exons: 10
Coding region: 212-820 (202 amino acids)
Molecular function (GO): UDP-xylosyltransferase activity
Source: RefSeq, a predicted model, not a curated record
UUAAGUAACGUCACGUCCCUGCAAAGUCUCUUAAAACUUUUGAAUUUUAUUCUUUUAAAAAGAAGACGACAUUUAGUACUUGAACGACUUAUUUUUUGUUGCACCCUACUACCACACUUCUUUUAAGCAGUUAGACAAACUUAUUUUCAUUGAUAGUACAGAUUUAGAAUUUCGGUGUGAUGUUCUGGAAUUAUACAAUCAUUUUCGUGAAAUGAAAAAAGUUGAAAUGAUCGGGAUGAGUCCUGACCUGUCACCAUAUUAUUCCAAUAUUCUUCAGGAAUAUAUUAAACUAACUAAUAUUUCUAUUAUAGGAAAGCCCGGGAAAAUGCAGGGGUACAAUUCUGGUGUUGUACUGUUUCAUCUCAAGAAAAUGCGGGAGAAUAAGUUGUACAACCAAUAUUUACAAUCAGAAAAUAUAAGGAAAAUUAUGAAGAAAUACGUUGGAGUUCAAAUUAGUACAGGAGAUCAGGAUUGGUUUAAUCUGGUUGGAUUUACAUCUCCUGAACUAUUCUUUCCUUUGCCAUGUGUAUUCAAUAUGCAAACUUCAGUACAGUAUCUCUACUACCCUCAAGAAGAAAAGUUUAUAAAAUACCAUUAUUGUGCUGAAAAAUCUCAAGGGAAAAUAUUUCAUUUUAAUGGGUGCGGUCCUAGACCUAUUGAUUGCAAGAACAUCAUUCAAGUAGAAAAUGAAAGUGCAGUUAUGGGGAGAGAAAUCCAUAUAAAUGUUGAAAAGUUCUGGAUCUCUAUGAUGGUUGUCUUCCUUCAGGAUAUGAGUAUAACAGCAGAUGGAUAUGAUCUGGUUCCGUACAGAAGACAUUAAUGCAAGAAACUAAUUUUGUAUUUAAUCAUUUAAAAUGAGAAUAAUAAAAUAUAAUUGGCUAAUUGCACAAACACAAUUAAGCAAUAAUAAAUAAAUAUAAAAAAAAUAAUUAACGAAAAUGAUAGACAUACUUUCAAACAGAAAUAAUGAAUCAAAUGUGUAAACAAUAAUGAUGAAAGAAUGUGUAAACAAUAAUGAUGAAAGAAUGUGUGAACAAUAAUGAUGAAAGAAUAUGUAAACAAUAAUGAUGAAAGAAUGUGUAAACAAUAAUGAUGAAAGAAUGUGUGAACAAUAAUGAUGAAAG